Messenger RNA from Austrofundulus limnaeus, 3472 nucleotides. RefSeq names its product protein phosphatase 1, regulatory (inhibitor) subunit 2 (gene ppp1r2). Lineage: Eukaryota; Metazoa; Chordata; Actinopteri; Cyprinodontiformes; Rivulidae. The transcript has 6 exons. Gene Ontology annotation, molecular function: protein phosphatase inhibitor activity. The coding region runs from base 282 to 941 and encodes 219 amino acids. The record is from RefSeq and is a predicted model, not a curated record. Gene Ontology annotation, biological process: regulation of signal transduction.
GUAACGCCGCCGCCGUAGCCCAGUUACUGUAGGUAGGGGAACAACACGAGACAGRCCGGACAUGUUAAAAUAGUCCGUACAGUGUAGGAUCUUGCCUGGCUUUUUCUUGAGUUUACGGAGGAGCAUUAAAUGAUGAAGAACUACACGUUUACAUCAGAACCAGUUUGUUGGAAAAUGACCGUCUGAAUCACGAAAACAGGAAGAAGAGAGAGAGAAAAAAAAAAUCUGUUGAGUGAUAGUAUUUCGAACCGGUCAGCUUCUUCUUCAGCCUGUGCGGGAGAAUGGCAGCUCCCCGACCGAUUAAAGGCAUACUAAAAAACAAGAAUAGCAGCAAGAACGUGAAAGUGCUGCCGGAAGAACACACAGAGCACGUCCCGGAAGGACUGUCUGAAGAUGACCACCAAAAGAAAUCCGCAAAAUGGGAUGAGAUGAACAUCCUGGCAACAUACCAUCCAGCCGACAAAGAUUACGGCCUGAUGAAGAUCGACGAACCCAACACUCCUUAUAACAGGAUGGUAGGGGAUGACGACGACGAGGGGGCACACAGUGACUCAGACGGCCAAAGUGGGCUCGCGGCUGAUGACCUGGCGUCAAAGUUAGUGGCAGCAGAGGGGGUGGAACCUCGCUUUAUGAAAGAAGAAGAAGAGGAAGUAGAAGAAGAGAGCAGUGAGGAGGAGGAAGAGGAGCUGACCCCAGAAGAACAAGCCAAAAAGAAGCAGUUUCAGGUGAUGAGGAAGAUGCACUAUAAUGAGGGCCUGAACAUAAAGCUAGCUCGCCAGCUAAUUGCUAGUGAGCUCGAGGAGGAUGAAGACGAAGACGAAGAGAUGAGGGAGGACACAGAGGAACUAAGGGAGGACACAGAGGAACUAAGGGAGGACACAGAGGAGACGGAGGAGAUCAGUGUUGACCCACCACAGGAAGUCGACUCCCUGGAUUCCUAGACGAGGGCUGUCUCCCUCCUUCAGCCUCGUGUCAACUCAGAAUCCUGAGACAUGCAGCAGACACCACCUCACCUCCCACAUAACAUCGUCUCUCAACAGCCAGUAACUUUCCGGUCACCAGUCUGCCCCCUGCCACUCAGUGCAAUACACCUUUCAAAAUCCGUUGGACGUCAGCUCUCAUGAAGACUGGUGCUGGUUCUCUCUCUCUCUCUCUCUCUCUCUCUCUGCCUCCUGUUGCCAAGAAUUUCCUCCUCACGCCUCGUCUGGACCGGCUUUGCACUGAAGAAUAUGUUAUUCUGACCCUGAAAGGAGGAUCACGGCCUUUAAACAAAAACAAGCAAACAAAAAUAAAACUUGAGGAACAGGAAAAGCCGCCUGACUGAACCAGCGCGUCAGUCCUGGAAGAAAGCCUGGGAAACCCCACGGCAUCUGAAGGACUGCUGAGACAUGAUGACUGUUUUUAAAGGCUGCACCUCGCAGUUUGUUCUCCUUUCUGACUGACCAUCCUGUUGUUUUCUUUCCAUCCCUGAUCAAAGUUUCAAACUAUUAUUUCUUUUAAAUCUCUUCUUACAUUGUUAAAACCAGUAAAUUCCUUAUUUGAUGACUCUUUUCAAGAGAGGUUAUUUCACUUUAGCGCAAGAGUUUUAAUCUAAUUAGGGAAGUAUACCAGCCUAAGGAGUAGUAUUGACUAAAUACUCAUUACUUGCCUUAUAACCAAUAAUAAUUUUUGUGAAUUGACUUGUGUCUGCUGCAGUUUGGUGGUUCUCAACUUUAACAGCAGAUGAAAUUAGGACGAGGGGAGCUGAACAAUGAUUUUUAUUGCUGAACCUGAAUCUUUUUUACUUCAGCCAAACGAAGUAUGUUUUAUUCUGAGUUUCUGAGGAUGAUUAAAAACAGUCAUUUCUGCUUGAAUUUUUUUAUUAGAGCCUUUGAAUGAGAUGACGUUGCAGAAAAAACGUUUGAGAACCACUUCCUGUGGUGUUUCAACGUGAUGCUCGACUUUAUAAAUGUACUUUUUUCCCCCUAAUGAGCAAUCAGCUCAGCCGACCCCAUUUCAAGUUUACAAACAUGCACAUCUCAUGAAAUCAGAAACGGAACUACUCGAAUAGUAACAUGUACUCACUCUGGUUUCAUUAAAGUACUACAGUUAUCUUUUGUUUUACAUGAUUACUGUUAAUAAAACACGACAGCACAAGCUGGUCAGGUUUUACUAACUUAAAGGUAAAGUCGCUGUAUUAAUUUGCAGUAUUUUAUUUGGAGGUACAGUAUUGAAGUAUAGCUGCUGAGGUUUUGACGCGUUACUGGUAAAACAGGACAAUUUCCUGUAGCUUUUACCAAGUAACAGCUUUAAAUAUCUGUAGGCACAAGAGUCCAGCACACUGCGCUUUUUCCUCAUAGAUCUGUACAUCACCAAACAAAUUUAGUAAAUUAUUAAUAAGAUGCUUUUUAUUUCUUUUGCUUCACUAUAUUUUAUUGCAACAAUGUCUAAUCUACUUAAAUGUCUUGCACAGUUCAGCUUGGGGACAUCGAGGAUGGAGAUGUUUUUUUGAUGCUACUGACUUAAAGAGGAUGAUGGUGGAGAAGUUAAACCACUAAAGUGUAUCAGAGGCAUUCAGGGAACUUUUGUACCAUUUCACAGUUUGGCCAGGUGUGAAAGUGUCGCUACAAAGUCUUAAAAAAAAAUACAAAAAAAAAAAAAAAAAAAAAGACUGAGGGGGCAUCCCUAAUAUUUCUCUUGACUGUGAGACUUGACUGCAAAUUGUACGACUUCACUUUUCAAGUGAAUAAAAAAAAACGGCAUGGUAUGAAAAGCAAACAGGAAGUACGUUUUGUCAUCUUUUUGUUUCCUUUGGCCCUUUAAUGCCUCACUGUGAUCUUUCAGCUUUGUGUUGUUGAAAUACAAAAGAUCCCAAUUUAUACCACAAACUCUGCCAACGACCGUUUUUAUUUCCUAUAGUUGAAAAUUUGACAUCGUUUUUCACAAUGUGAGGGGAAAAUAGGUUUUCACCAAUAAAAUGGACUGUUUAUUGAUAUGAGAAAAAUACAAGAAGUUAAUUAACUGUUUUUUUUCUUUUUACAAGAAAUUGAUAACUAUUGUAUUUUGCCUCAGUUGAUAAAUUUUAAAAAGACACUUGCAAUGAAGUUGAAGUGGUUUUUUUUCCCACCUUGAAAGAAAACAUGACUGACAUCACCUCACAGGUGGUUAUUACCCAUCAAAUGUGCCUCUACCGUAUUUAUGUAAAUGUGUGUUGAUCAAACAAGCUUCAUAUUCCCUUUUCUUUUUUGUUAAUUUUUUAUUGCCUUUGGUUUUGCAUCAGUUCUCCCCGCCUGUGUUUAGUUCAGUUUUGUUUUGUUUAAAGAUGACAGAUAUUUAAGCAGCCCUGCCACUCAGCUGUGUCUCAAAAAAUGAUGUGGAUGUCAGCCAUAUUUUAUUUUUCCUAUUUCCAGUUUGCACGUUCUUAAUCAUCAAACUGUGUGUACUGUUUUUGUUUUGUUUCUUCCUCCAUAUCAUUAAAUAGACAUUGUUAGAA